Pteropus alecto (black flying fox) is the source of this 1005-nucleotide messenger RNA. Its product is annotated as olfactory receptor 7A10-like. The transcript has a single exon. Gene Ontology annotation, biological process: G protein-coupled receptor signaling pathway. Gene Ontology annotation, cellular component: membrane. The record is from RefSeq and is a predicted model, not a curated record. Bases 1 to 1005 code for a protein of 334 amino acids. Lineage: Eukaryota; Metazoa; Chordata; Mammalia; Chiroptera; Pteropodidae. Gene Ontology annotation, molecular function: G protein-coupled receptor activity; olfactory receptor activity.
AUGGAACUGGAAAAUGUUACAUGGAUUACAGAAUUUCUUCUUCUGGGACUUUCAGAGGAACCAGAACUGCAGUCCUUCAUCUUUGGGAUUUUCCUCUCUAUGUACCUGAUCACCAUGUUUGGAAACCUGCUCAUCAUCCUGGCCAUCAGCUCAGAUCCCCACCUCUACACGCCCAUGUACUUCUUUCUCUCCAACCUCUCCAUGGUGGACAUUUGUUUCAUCUCCACCACCAUCCCAAAGAUGCUGGUAAACAUCCAGUCACAGAGCAAAGUCAUAACCUAUGAAGGCUGCAUAACCCAGAUGUAUUUUUAUAUUCUUUUUGUAGGACUGGAUAACUUAAUAUUGACCAUGAUGGCCUAUGACCGGUUUGUGGCCAUCUGUCAUCCACUGCACUACACAGUCAUAAUGAACCCCCAGCUCUGUGAACUGCUGGUUCUGUUGUCCUGGAUCAUGAGUGCCUUAAUUUCCUUGUUACAAAGCUUAACGGCAUUGCGACUGUCCUUCUGUAUAGACUUGGAAAUCUCACAGUUUUUCUGUGAACUCAAUCAGGUGAUACAACUCGCCUGCUCUAACACCUUUCUUAGUAAUAUGGUAAUGUAUUUUUCAGCUCUGCUGCUAGGUGGAGGUCCUUUUGCUGGGAUUCUUUACUCUUAUUCUAAGAUAGUUUCCUGCAUACGUGGAAUGUCAUCAGCUCAGGGGAAGUAUAAAGCAUUUUCUACCUGUGCAUCUCACCUAUCAGUUGUCUCCUUAUUUUAUUUUACAGUUCUAGGAGUGUACCUCAGCUCUGCUGCUACCCACAGCUCACAGUCAAGUGCAAUAGCCUCAGUGCUAUACACUGUGGUCACACCCAUGCUGAACCCUUUCAUCUACAGUCUGAGGAAUAAAGACAUAAAGGGGGCUCUGAAAAGUUUCUUUGUGAAGGAAACCACAAAAGGUCCAAUUGUCCUAGGACUAAAGAAGUGCCCAUGGUUGCGGAAGUCAAAGGCUCAGAGCCAGCUAUUGUGA